Molecule: messenger RNA, 2037 nt
Organism: Saccharomyces eubayanus
Lineage: Eukaryota; Fungi; Ascomycota; Saccharomycetes; Saccharomycetales; Saccharomycetaceae
Gene: GSH1
Product: glutamate--cysteine ligase
Exons: 1
Coding region: 1-2037 (678 amino acids)
Biological process (GO): glutathione biosynthetic process
Molecular function (GO): glutamate-cysteine ligase activity
Source: RefSeq, a predicted model, not a curated record
AUGGGACUGUUAGCUUUGGGAACGCCCUUGCCAUGGUUUGAGUCCAGGACAUACAAUGAGCACAUCAGGGACGAAGGUGUUGAGCAGUUAUUGUACAUCUUCAAGGCGGCUGCCAAAAGAGACAAUGAUCCUCUUUAUUGGGGAGAUGAGGUCGAAUACAUGGUGGUGGACUUCGAUGACAAGGACAAAAACUCUAUGCUUGACGUCUGUCAUGAUAAGAUACUCACUGAGCUCAACGAGGAAGAGCUGCCACUCUGUGAGGCCAACGACGUCAGCUUCCAUCCUGAGUAUGGUCGUUUCAUGUUAGAGGCAACGCCAGCUUCGCCGUACUUGAACUAUGUGGGCAGUUAUGUCGAGUUGAACAUGCAACAAAGACGUGCCAUCGCAGAAUACAAAUUGUCCGAAUAUACGAGACAAGAUAAUAAGAAUAACGUACAUGUUGGUUCCAGGUUGGUGCCUUUGACACUCACUGUCUUUCCCAGAAUGGGAUGCCCUGACUUUAUAAACAUCAAAGAUCCUUGGAAUCACAAAAAUGCAGCUUCCAGGUCACUGUUUCUGCCCGACGAAGUCAUCAAUAGACAUGUCAGGUUCCCCAAUCUGACGGCGUCCAUCAGAACCAGACGUGGUGAAAAAGUGUGCAUGAACAUUCCCAUGUACAAGGACACGGAUACUCCAGAAUCAGACGAUUCCAUCUAUGACCGAGAUUGGUUUCUCCCCGAAGACAAAGAGGCCAAGGUGGCUUCCAAACCAGGGUUUAUUUAUAUGGAUUCGAUGGGAUUCGGUAUGGGUUGCUCUUGUUUACAAGUGACUUUUCAGGCCCCCAAUAUUAGUAAAGCGCGCUAUCUGUACGAUUCCCUGGUAAAUUUCGCACCCAUCAUGCUAGCAUUUUCAGCAGCCGCUCCUACUUUCAAGGGUUGGUUGGCGGACCAAGAUGUUCGUUGGAAUGUCAUUUCUGGCGCAGUGGACGACCGUACUCCAAAAGAAAGAGGCGUUGAGCCAUUGUUGCCCAAAUACAACAAGAACGGAUUUGGUGGAAUUUCCAAAGAUGUCCAGAGUAAAGUCAUCAAAAUACCAAAGUCGAGGUAUAGUUCAGUAGAUCUUUUUUUGGGUGGGACGAAAUUUUUCAAUAGAACGUAUAACGACACAAAUGUCCCAAUAAAUGAUAAAGUGCUGGGAAGACUACUCGAAAAUGACAAAGCUCCAUUAGAUUACGAUAUGGCCAAACACUUUGCCCAUCUUUAUAUCAGAGAUCCGGUAUCCACGUUCGAAGAACUACUGCAUCAAGACAACAAGUCAUCUACAAACCAUUUUGAAAAUAUCCAGAGUACUAAUUGGCAGACCUUACGUUUCAAACCGCCCACGCAACAUGCUACUCCAGACAAAAAGGAUGCGCCCGGUUGGAGAGUGGAGUUCAGACCUUUUGAAGUCCAACUGUUGGAUUUUGAAAACGCCGCAUACUCCAUGUUUAUAUAUUUGAUCGUCGAUAGCAUUCUGACAUUUUCUGACGACAUCAAUGCUUACAUUCAUAUGUCUAAAGUUUGGGAAAAUAUGAAGACGGCCCACCACAGGGAUGCUGUCCUGAAUGAAAAUUUCCAUUGGAAAAAAUCGUUCCAGAACAAAGAUGGCGUGGAAACAGAAGAAUGCUCGAUAGACGAAAUUUUUCACAAUUCAGAGAACGGUAUUUUCCCUCAAUUCAUUACACCAAUUCUUUGCCAAAAAGGUUUCGUAGCGAGAGACUGGAAGGAAUUGAAACACUCUUCCCAACAUAAAAGACUAUACUACUACCUAAAACUCAUUUCUGAAAGAGCAAGUGGUAAACUGCCAACAACAGCGAAAUUUUUUAGAAAUUUUGUAUUACAACAUCCAAACUACAAACAUGAUUCGAAAGUCUCCAAAUUAGUUAAUUACGAUUUGCUUUCCACGUGUGAUAGAAUUACUCAUUUAGACGAUUCAAAAGGUGAAUUGACCUCCUUUUUAGGAAGUGAGAUUGCUGACUAUAUAAAAGAUAAUAAGCCAUCGAUAGAAAGAAAAGCCUAA